This is a messenger RNA of Aplosporella prunicola CBS 121167, 1032 nucleotides long. Its product is annotated as carbohydrate esterase family 16 protein. The transcript has 7 exons. Bases 1 to 1032 code for a protein of 343 amino acids. Gene Ontology annotation, molecular function: hydrolase activity, acting on ester bonds. NCBI's taxonomy places the organism in Eukaryota, Fungi, Ascomycota, Dothideomycetes, Botryosphaeriales, Aplosporellaceae. The record is from RefSeq and is a predicted model, not a curated record.
AUGCAUUUCCUUGCUUUAGUCAUUGCAAGUCUAUCAUGUCUGGCCCGAGUGGACGCCCUGCCGCAUGGCGGGUCGCCCAAAGUGCAGCCAGUGGUCUUCCAAGGUACCGAGAUGAAGCAUUUGCUCGCGUUCGGCGACUCCUACACUUAUGUCCAGGGAACACAAGGCCGCUGGAACUACAGCUUCAUUUCCGACGCCUUUAACUAUUCUUACACCCCCGCGCAGCUCUUCUCGGACAAGAUAGUCAAAAACACCACGAGCUCCGGCGGCCCCAACUGGGUCGAGUAUUUGACUGGAUGCUAUGAGGGGUUGCCGGUGGAGUGUCCGGGGACGAAGCUGUGGGACUUUGCGUUUGCGGGUUCAGAUAUCAGCAUGGAGUACUUGCCGCUCCAUCACAACUACACCGUUCCUCUCGUCGAUCAAGUGAAGCAGUGGGAUCGUUAUGCUCGACAGCCUCUCAACUUGACGUCCAAAGACACGCUCGUUGCAUUCUGGAUAGGAAUCAACGACAUCAACGAUAGUGCGAAGUUUACAAAUGUCAGCUUUCCCGCUUGGUACGAUACGCUGGUCGGAGCGUACUUCCAGUCUGUGGAGCUCGUGUACCAAAGAGGCUACAAGAACUUCCUUUUCAUGCUCCUCCCACCGCUUGAGAAAACGUCGUCCAACCUAGCCAGCUCGAAUCCGCAGCCCAACACCACGCAGGUAGCGCAAUUCAACGCAGCCAUACGCUUCCAUGCCUCCGCGUUCCAAAAGCAGCACUCAGACGCCAAUGCCCUGGUCUUUGAUACCUACACCGUCCUGAACGGCGUCCUCGAAAAUGCAACCGCGUACGGGAUCACCAACACCACGAGCUACUGCCGCGCCUACGACCAGCCAGACAUCCUCUGGAACCACGCCGCGUACGGCUGCCAGCCCAUCGCGCAGUAUUUCUGGCUCAACUCAGGCCACAUCACCUUUACAGCACACGCCGCCCUCGCGGCCGCGCUCCGCCGGGAGCUGGCCGCCGCCGCCGCCGCCGUUGCUGUCGCAUGA